UUGAGUUUCCCGGGCCUGACGUCACUGCCAACGCUCACUCAUUGGCCCAGUUUAGGAAGACCAAGCGUUCCCAGGACAACAAAACGCUAAACAACUGACCGAGGUAACCUGCGGCAGCUACUGACCCGCUCAGAAACACCGAGGAUUAACAUUCGCUUCAGUACAUUCGAAGUUUUCUGCGUUAAAGAAAGUUAAAGGCUUGAGUUGAGAAAGCGGGAAUCCAGGAGAAGAACCUCAAACAUGAGUGGUAACAGGAUGUACAGCCACCAGCAGAGGUUAAUGGCUCAGCGGCGGGUCCAGGAGCAGCACCGGCAGCAGGAGGCCCAGCGGGUGGACAGAGAGCGGCAGGUCCAGGCCAGCCUGAGGGAGGAGGAGGGCUUCGAGAGGAGGAGGUACCUGCGACAGGUGCAGCAGGAGCUCAAGGAGAAGCAGAUAGAGAGCGCACUGCUCAAGGCAGAGGAGGAUCGAGUUAACCGGGAAAAGCAGCUUGAACAGGAAGAGAGAAUGGCCAGGGAGCUGGCCCGCAUCAACCACAAUAAGCAGAAAGAGGAGAAAAUGAGGCAGUAUAUCAAAGAGAACAGCACGGAGCUUCGAGAGCUGGAGUUGAAGCUGAAGUCUGCGUACCUGAACAAGGACAGAGCCGCACAGAUUGCUGAGCAGGAGGCCAUGAGGUUUGAGACAAUGCGGGAAGAGGCAGACUACGCUCGCAAGAUGAGGAGCGACCGGGAGCGGGUAGCCAUUGAGCAGCAGAAGCUGCAGCAGAAGCGCCAGGAGGAGAUGGUGCAGUAUCAGAAAGAGCUGGAGCAGCAGCUCAUGGAGAGGGAGCGCAGGAGACAGGAAGCGUAUGAGGAAUUCCUCAAAGAGAAGCUCAUGGUGGACGAGAUCGUCAGGAAGAUUUACGAGGAGGAUCAGACGGAGCGGCAGCUGAAACUGGAGAAAGUCCGAGCCACUCAGCAGCAUAUCGAAGAGUUCAAGAGACAGCAGGCCGAGUGGAGGCGCAUGGAGCGAGAAAGGAUGGAGGCCGAGAACCGGCGCAUCAUGGAGUUUGCCAUGCAGCAGCAGCACAUGGAGAAGGACAGGAUAGCCAAGCUCAAAGAGAGAGAAGAGGCGAAGGAGCAUCUUCAUAAAUUGCUCUGCGUGAAGAUUGAGGAGGAGCGGCAACAGCGUGAAGAGAUGGAGCGCGUUCGUCAGGAGCUUUAUUUGGAAGAGCAAGAAGAGGCUAACAGGCAGAGAGAAAUCGAGGAGAUGGAGAAGAAAAUCAGACAGAGGCUGAUGAUGCAACAGACCUUCCAGGAGCAGCUGGCUUUCAAAGAGAUCUUUUAA
Messenger RNA from Pundamilia nyererei, 1323 nucleotides. RefSeq names its product meiosis-specific nuclear structural 1 (gene mns1). The record is from RefSeq and is a predicted model, not a curated record. Gene Ontology annotation, biological process: cilium organization. The transcript is spliced from 9 exons. Bases 241 to 1323 code for a protein of 360 amino acids. NCBI's taxonomy places the organism in Eukaryota, Metazoa, Chordata, Actinopteri, Cichliformes, Cichlidae. Gene Ontology annotation, cellular component: motile cilium.